GAGACACUCAACUCGCCAACUCAACUCUCUUGAAAAUGUGAAAAAGCAUCAUUUAAUAUGAGCACAGUGCUCCUUAAUGAUGCACCCCAGCCAGCUGUGUCUCCUUCAAGCAUGCAGACAUCCAGGCCCUUACCGCCUCACUCAGACCCUAUUACUUCUAAACGGGUGUGCUUUUACAAGAGCGGGGACCCCCAGUUCACCGGACACCGAAUGGUCAUCAACCGCCGCACUUUUAAAACCUUUGAUGCCCUUCUAGAUGCCCUCUCCAAGAAAGUGCCCUUGUCAUUUGGGGUAAGAACCAUCACGACUCCCAAAGGAACACAUGCUGUCCACAACCUCGAUGAGCUGCAGGAUGGGGCCUCUUAUCUGUGCUCAGACCAUAAGAAAGUCAAGCCUUUUAACCUGGACAGGGUCCAUAAAACACAGGUCCCUUGGAACACCACCCGGCCCAUUAGUGCAGGACGUCAAGCACGAAGAGCACGGGUCCGGCAGCUGGUGAAGAGAAGCGAUGGGACCACAAGGACCGUAAAGAUGACUGAAAACAGCGCGGUAGUCCGGACACCAAAAAGGCUGACGGUUUAUAAAAACAAUAGUCCGAGCAUUAAACGCAUAAUUGUUCUUCAGAGGAGAACGGCACCAAAUUUCGAAGCCCUUUUGGAUUAUCUUUCAAAAGUGAUGCAGUUUCCUGUUCUGAAGCUUUACACUGAAGAUGGCAGAAAAGUUGAUGGAUUUCCCACCCUCAUUUUGUGCUCUGGGAUUGUUGUGGCAGCUGGUAAUGAACCCUUUAGAAUGGGAAACUACAAUCUCCAAGGUCCCACUAAAGCAUUACAGUCAAACAUAUCUGAGCCCGUGGGUCAAACACAAAGAGAGAAACUUUUAGAAAAAAAUAAGCCAGCGGGACCUAUUACAAGAUCAAGGAAUUUCUCUUUAUCCUCAGAGCGGUACCUUGUGGAGCAGAUCAAUAAGUCACUAAACAGAAGUCUGUCAGAGCACGAUUGGGAAAAGACAGAAUCAAUGGAGACUGAAGCCAGUGAGCCAAUAGGAUCAGAAGACAACUGUGACUGCAUGGCUGGUGUCGAGCAGCGAAGUCACCCCAUCAUGCCUACCGAAGACGACAUUGAAAAAUCAUUCAGAGUCAAUGAGGAUGGCAGUAUGACAGUGGAGAUGAAGGUUCAUCUUACUAUAAAACAAGAAGAAAUGGUCCACUGGACAACAACGCUAAGCCGCGCUUCCAUCAAUAGCCAGCAGAGGGCAGUGGUCACUUCUAAGCAGGGAUCAGGCGUGAACUCAUUAGAUGUCAACAGUAAGUCAAAUGGACCUCACAGCCUAGAAUGUAAGGAAAUGAACACACUCACGAACAAAUCCAUACAAUUCAUUGAGAAGAAACGAGAAUAUUGCAACGCUGUAUCUCAGACUUCUGAAAAGCUUAAGCCCAUCUACAAAAGGCUGCCCACUCCAGGCCACAGACGACAGAGGAAAAAGACAUCAGUUUCAGAGACCGAAGUCCAGGAAAGUGCAGUGGGUGCGUAUUCGUACAUGGAGCGCACGGCGCAUGGGGAACUGACCGAAGGUUACUGUCUGGUCAGUCGCAGCAGUAGCAGCAGCGCGAGGACUUUAUCAAUAUCCGGUAAGAGUGAGUCAGGAGAGAUUAAGCAGAAGUCGUCUCAUUCCUUCAGAUCCUCAGGAGCGGCUGAGAUUCUUCAGCUGCAAAAUAACGGGACUACGGGAAUAACAGAGACAGUGCUGCAUGUAUACGAAUCACAGGGCAUGCGUGACAAUUAUGAUGCAAAUACAAAUGUGGAAAAUAAACCAAAAUACUGUAGCAAAGCUUUGCCUCGCAGCAGGGGAGGCUCGACAGACUCGGGACCCCUGUCGUCGUGUAAUGACUGCGAUGUGGAUCUCACUAGGCAGUCUACAAGCUCCGACUCUGGAGGCGGUGGAAAAAAUGACAUGCUGUCAUUGUCAUCUGCUUCUUCAACACCUCUGAAAAUGAGAUGCAAUGAUUUGCCCAUCCUUAUUGACAACGAACAGCCGGCUUUAGGAGAGAACAGGUCUGAAUCCACAGAAAAAAAAAUGUUGCAGCCACACGUUACAGUGGAAGCUGAUGAUAAGCGGAUUAAUGAUUAUAAAACAACAAAUAUAUUUAUACAAUCCAAAAAAAGUUCUUCUUCGGAAUCAUCUGGACUUGGGAAAAGAAAAAAAGCCAGUAUUGCAGGCUCUUCAAAAGGGCUUGAAAUGAAAAAUACGGACACACCGAGCCACACAGGAUCAGAGAAAAAUACUCAUAGUGCAGCAAAAAGUGGAAGAGCUAAAUCCACAAAGACUUUCAAAGGUUCCCUGAAAAGUACUAACUUGAAUCUCAACAGAAGGUCAGAAAAAGAACUGAGGAUGAAAGACAAAACAAUCAAAGUACACACCUCCCUAAAGCCCACAAGUAUCUUAGACAACAGAUCACCAUCACAUCCAACAUCCAAGAGAAAAACGUUGCCAAAGCAGAGGUCAAUGAAUGGCGACAAAUCAAAAACCUCCCAACAAAAUCAAAAGCUGAGUGAGAGUUUGUCAUUGCCCGUGCUACAGUCUUCUCCCUCCCAUGUGAAUCAAUAUGUUGAAAAUUGGCUCCAAAACAUUCAGCCCAACUCGCCCUAUGAUGAUGACACAGACCAUCUUGAGAGCGCACCGAGAGUGGUAUUCCAGAUAGCUGGCGGAUCUGCAGAUGGCCCUGAGAUUAAAAGUGAACCUGAAAAAGAUAGUGUAGUGGAUGAAGGGCCUUCACUUGAGGAUAAUGCCGUUGAGUGGCCCGUUGCUCACCUGCCUGUACAAAUAACAUGUGAGGGAGAGCCACUCGAGGCACAAAGAGUGAGAGGCUUUUGUAAAUCGAUGCCAAGCGUGAGGUUGCUUCCUGCCGACCAGGACGAAGUUGCGAGAAUGCACAAGUCGUCUGAGAAUUUAGCGCCCCCCGAUUGUUGUAAUGGGGGUGGGACUUCGCAAAUCACAGAUGUUGGCAUAAAACCGGUUUUGAAACAGUUAUGUUUGUCAAUUCAGUCCAUCAGACGGGCUUCGAGUCAGACUCUCUUAGCACCCACAUUAAAGGAAAAGUCCAGCAGCCUUCCGGAUUUCUCAUCUCAGGUGGCUUCUGCUUUUGGAUCUCCAUCAAGAGCUUUUUUGUCAUUUUUGUCUUUGAUGACUCUGAGAGAUGGCACAUCCAUCCUUGGCAAUAGCGAAUUACUCGCCAAGCCAGAGGCCCUGCACGUAAUGCAGUCUUUGGAAAAAAUAUCCAAUAUUAAAGAUGAGGAUGAGCUUAAGGCCAGCUUGACAAGUCUUCAAAGUUCAACCUCCUCACAUUUAAAACAAAGCUGGAGAGAUUUCCAAGAGAGAAAUGUGUUUGGAGAGAGUCCACCACUGUCGCCGAGACAAUCGGAGCAAGAGUUUGCUUUAGAUGUGGACUUGGGGGAAGGGGAGUGGGAACGGGAUGAAGAGCGUGGUUUUGGGAUAGAGCAGUUAAUGGACGAACUGAACGUGACUGGGGAUCUUCGCCGAGAGAUUUCCUCUCUUGUUGAAGGAGAACUGAAAAGUGGAACAAAUUUCGAUAAUGCCAGUGAAAUCACGGGUAAGGAAGAUGGAAAUGAUGAUGGCUCAGUGAAUGGUAGUUUAGAGAAAGCUGCUGAUAUGGAAGAGGAAAACAACUAUGAUGAGAAUAUUGACUUAUUGUCCAAAGAUGAGAUUACUAAUGAUCCAAAAGAACAAAAAACUGACUUAGAAACUGUUAAGCAGGACUUAGGUAAUGAAGAUUCUGGUAUAGCAGUGCCCUAUCAAACACCUGAGGAAAACUGCAGUGAUUCAAGUAAAGCCGAGGUUUCAGAAAAUGCUCAUAACAAUCAAAUGAACACUAAGGCUAUAAUAGAAAAUGGCCCUGACAAAAGCGAUGCAGAACACGACCCUUUGCAACCAACUUCGCAACAUAAUCUAACAGAUAAAACUGGGGAAGACCUUUCUCAGUUAUCUGAUGACCAAAACAAUGUGUAUUGCAGAGAGCAGAUUAUAACAGCAGAUAAUGUAAAGGAUGGAGACACCAGUGAACAUGAAGAAGCCACAUUUGAGAAAAUGAGAGAACUUAUUGAACAUUUAGAUAUCUCAGACAAUACAGAUGCCACAUCAGAACAAAAAGUAACAGAUUUUGUUGAAGAUAAACAGUCAGAGUUCUCCGAUGACCAAGACAAUGUGUCUGAAGGAGAGAACAACCCGACAAGAGACAUUAUAGAAGAAGAACAGGACACCAUUCAAAAUAUCAGGAAAUUUAAUGAACAUUCAGAUGUUUUAAGAAGCGAAGUCCUAUGUUUAGCAUCUCACCGUGUGGAGUUUGUAGACAAAAAGAUAACUGAACAAAAUGAGGGCAAUGAAUCUGAUCAGUUCAGUACAGCUAAAAUGCAAGACCAAGACUGUAUCAAAGAUGAAACGGAUACUUCUGAAAGUGGCGAUGAAGAAAAUGGUGGUGAUGAAGAAGUUAGUGAUGAUGAAGAAAUUAGUGGCGAUGAAGAAAAAAGUGGCGAUGAAGAAAAAAGUGGAGAUGAAGAAAAUAGUGGCGAUGAAGAAGUUAGUGGCGAUGAAGAAAAUAGUGGUAAUGAAACAGAGGGGCAUGAACGAGAAAAUAAGUUUGUUUUAACCGAAUGUGAGAUUGAGUCUAAAGAGUCUUUAACACAUCAUUGUGACACCCAGAGUAACCACAGAGUGGAUGAAUUUGAAUCAGGAAGCCAAGAAGAUGAUGAGGUGUUGUAUGGAGAUGUUGAAGAUGUGAAGACAUAUCAGCAGAAAGAUUCUUUGCCAGAAAUAUCCGAACAUGAGGAUCCCGACCAUAAUAACGCUAGCCCUGAGCAUUGUAGUAUUGAUGAGAAUAGUUUGACUUCUGAAUCAAGAUUUAAAACUGAAUAUGAUGAAACACAAGAAAUCAAUAAGAGUCUACACGAGAAGGACAGUGAUGAGGCAAAUCAUCAGAUCUCUCAAUUGGUAGACCCAGAUGUUGAACCAAGUAUCUCAGAUCCUGAAAAUGUAACAGCAAAAACAUCAAGGUCAAGCACAGGUGAGGUCCAAAUGUUAGAAGAAACCAAAAAGAAUAAGCAUAGUCCUCAAAAUGAUGAAUAUGCUAUUUCACAACACUUGGAUGAUAAUGACUUUGUGGAACUGGAGUCAUGCAGUAGUAUAAAGAAAAAUUCAAGUGAACCUAACUUAGAGCAGGAUGAAAAUGUGGGCGUGGUACAUGGUGAUCAUUAUUUGUUACACCCAAUCUCACAAGAGCUGUUAGACUUAAUCAAUUCAGCUUUGUUGUCAUCUACCCUUACUGUCACACACGAUUCAAAUGGUAACCUCCGAAUAGAGCCAGGAAAAUGUACAAUGAUGAGUGAGAUGUUCAGGGCUCAACAUGGUCAGAAACACCUACCAAGCCCUCAUACAUCCGAUCUGUCUGACUAUAGACCUGAGACAUCAGACAAUGAUGGAUACCAGUCACAGGCCUCUAUGGAGAUUUUAAGCGAGAGCGAAGGAGAAGAGGAAAAAAGGUUACGUAUCUUCAGAGAAAUCUUAAAACAAACCAUGGAGAACCCGCGCGGUAGUAAACAUGUAAAGGAGAAAACCUCCACGAUUUCAUCUAGAAGUUCAACAAUGAAACAAACUCCCAGUUCGAAUGGCAAUAACAGUCCAUCCUCUUUUCAAGACCCUAAAAGUGUUUUACAGGAGCCACCAUGCUACAGCAAACCAAGUCCACUCAAUGGUAACUUAAAUGGAGAGGUUGACUCUGAAGAUGGAGUGUUGAUAGAUAAAGGCAGGUGGCUCUUGAAGGAAAAUCAUCUCAUUCGUAAAUCUCCUCCGGUGUCCAUGGGAAUGUAUGGAAACGGGGACACCACCUCACCCGACACAGGUCAGGACAACACAAGUGAAGGUGCACCCUACCCGUAUUAUGACAACCAAAACUCACCUCUAGCUGUGAUAUCCUCCUCUGAGCUAGAAGAUCUGGCUAGACCUUCUACACCAAAGUGUACAUACUUCAAUAUGCCACACAGCAGUGGCUCUGAUCCUCUCUUAGAUGCCCAGAGCAUGAAUGGCAGUAGAGGGAAUACAAGAAGAAACAAGGAGCUUAAGGUAUCACCCAUGGGAGAGUUUUCCAAAAUGUCAGCGAAAAAAAAUGGAAGUCUCUCGUCAUUCGCCUCUGUUGAGUUCAAACUGCCUGAUGGCAAAGUUCAUCCGCAGGAUGGGUCAAUAUCUGGUGCUGUGAAAACUAACAGGUCUCAAAGUAUAGACAGUAGAACGAUAGAAGAAGAGUCAAGGGUGGGGUUAAAUCUCAGGUGUGGGCAACACUGCCCAAUAUUGUAGUUAUAAAGGUUAAAUGUAGCAGCUAAACAAUAGUAGAUAUUGUAAAAAAUAGUCGAACCAUGUACCUCAGCUGUCAUUGGGGCUGUACCCUUUUAAAAAGUACACCUUUGCACCUAAAUAGUUCAUAUUUGUACCUCAGAUACCUAUCUGUACCUAUAUUAGGAUCUUUUUAGAGGGUACUGCCCCAGUGACGGCUAAAUAUAUAUUUGACCUUUUUUCUAACAGAUUUUAUUUAUAGUUGCCUUUUAAUGCUUUAUAUAGCACAUACUGUAUAAUAAAUAGAGACAUGCUUGUUUAUAAUUGCAAAGAUAAGAGUUUAUUAUCUUCACUUUGGUGCCUGCUUCAGAACAGUGUACUGAGAUUAGAGUCUUUAUAUAUAAUUAAAAAAUAUUGAAAGAUGUAUCAUUGCAGAGAGACUAAAUUGCACAAAGUUACUUGAUUUACUUGAACUUCCUAAGUGGUAUUUGUCGUGUAAAAAAAUGCUGACUAACCUUCUAAUGUUUAUCGCUGCAUUUGAAACAGCUUCUUAUCCUGGCUUCAAAAUACAGCUUGUAUAGAUUACACUGGCUCAAAAUUAACAUCCGGUCUGUACUUCGUUAUCAGUCAGGCUAGUGGCCUAACUGAUCUCUAGAACAAAUAUCUUGUCAAAAAUAAAAAUGUUUAGAUAUCCUAAAGACGACGGAAAUGGCGAGCAUUGAUCACCACUGUGUGAUGACGUUUGGCAGCCAGGCAAGAAUUCAAGGAUCUAUAUGAAUUAGCUAAAUUGCUACGCAUGUAGCUAACAACGUAUACAAUAAUUUUACACAUAGCUCAUUGUAGUAGUUGAUAUGCUUUAUGUAUGAUUUAAAGGUAAUUUACUUAUUUAUUUAGCUUGUUAUCAUAAAUAAACGUCUCUAGAGCGACUUAUUGAUUUUUUGCGGCAGUCCACCGGAAGUUAAGUUUGGGCCACAAAAGCCGUUUGCUUAUGUUGUUGCUGUUAAAACCAUCUAUAUGCACUGUUACACUGAAACUCCUAAAUUCAAACACUGUAAAAAAAAAUGCAGCAUGAAGUUAAAACAACUUGGUUUUGCAAGUCAAGUUUUGGCUUUUGAAAAGUUGACAUAACUUAAAAAAUCAAGUUGAACUAAUUUUUGUUAAUUAAAGUAACAUAAAAAUAUAUGUUGAUUUGACAAAAAUGCUGCAUAUAUUUUACAGUGUACAAAGAGAGUUAAUUAUUUUAAAGGUGUUGUCUGGUAAAUAAAGAAUUUCACUUGUUUACUCUUUUUUUAAGUAGGGGAGAGCAGGGUAAGUUGUCACACUUUUCACACUGUCUACCAUUUAGUGAGCACCAUACAUCACCAUGGCAUAAAUCUCAAACCAAAUGAAA
Misgurnus anguillicaudatus (oriental weatherfish) is the source of this 7726-nucleotide messenger RNA. RefSeq lists its product as uncharacterized. Gene Ontology annotation, cellular component: axoneme. NCBI's taxonomy places the organism in Eukaryota, Metazoa, Chordata, Actinopteri, Cypriniformes, Cobitidae. Gene Ontology annotation, biological process: axoneme assembly; photoreceptor cell development; intracellular signal transduction. The record is from RefSeq and is a predicted model, not a curated record.